CAGCAUUUAGUGAGGGGCGGGGCUGUGACGAGAGGAUAGCAACAGUUGCCCCGGUGAAGGCAAGGCGCCAUAGACACGGUAGUCCUGGCGACUAGAGCCAAGCAACGGGAGUCAACAAUAACAACCUAAAUAACUAGUGCCUCAAAGCCCUGGUUGCUAUGGCAACUUCUGGAUACUCAGAGGACCUUCAGCCUCAGCAGACCAACACAGUAACCAUAGCAACACCUGCUUCCACCACACCCUCAUCCGCAAAGACAGCACACUUCCUUUCCAACAUCCCAGCAACCUCAGGAACCAUUGCAUCAGUAAACCAAUCAGCUGCUGCCUCAAAAACAGGACAGGAUGCACUUUGUUCUCAAUCAACGCCCACCCAGGCCCACAGCCAGAAGGCUGUGGUUCUGACCACUCCUGCCCAACACUAUGUUACCCCUGAAAUCCAGGCAACUGCGAUCCAGAAAAGUAAUGGUCAGGGCAGCUCUCCUCAGUACAUCAUAGUUACUGUUACAGACGACUCUGUUCACUCCAAUGACAGUCUGUCGGACUCUAGUCCACCUGCCCCUGGUGUUCCUACUCAGGUAGUCCAACCAGUUCAGAACACCACACAGCAGAGGUCAGUGUUGCAAGCAGCCAAGAGGAUUCAGAGUGGCCACGUCAACAGCCUGCAGUCUGUGCACAUUAACCAAGAGGUGUACUCUGGUCAGGUGCAAUAUGUAGAUGGAGGAGGAGACGCAACAUUUACUACAUCCACCAUUCGAGCAAGCAACUACCCUUUCUCGGACUCGCCCAUCUACUCUCAGACUCCUCCCCCCUCGUCCUCCUCGUACUACGAGGCCACGCCCAGUUCAGAGUCAGACCUCAGCUCUGUGACCUCACAGUCGGUUUCUGUGGCAACAGCAGGAGCCAAUAGUGGGGGAGCAGCUGUGGGCGGAGGGGGCUAUGUCAUUCAGGGAGGUUAUAUGUUAGGAGGUGGAGGAGCAGGUGUUGGAGGACAGAGUUACUCCAGCCCAAACUCUCGGGCGCCCCCUGCUACUGUGCAAUGGUUGUGUGAUAACUACGAGGGCGCAGAGGGGGUGAGUUUACCUCGCUGCACUCUCUACUACCACUACCUGCUGCACUGCCAGGAGCAGAAACUCGAACCUGUUAAUGCUGCAUCCUUUGGCAAACUCAUCAGGUCCGUCUUCAUGGGGCUACGGACACGGAGAUUAGGAACCAGAGGGAACUCUAAGUAUCACUACUAUGGCCUCAGGAUCAAAUCUGGCUCCGCUCUGCUCAGACUGAUGGAUGAACAACAGCACAUGGCCAUGAGGCAGCAGCCUUUCUCACAGAAAAGCAGGAUAAAGCCACUUCAGAAGACACAGGGGAUCACCAAUGGGACAUCAGGUGGAAUGGGACAACAGCAGGGGGGAGCACUCUGUGAUAUAUCAGCACAGGUGCAACAGUAUCAACAGUUUCUGGAGGCUUCCAGGCUGCUACCAGACUUUGUGGACCUUGAUCUGCAUGAUCGGACCCUGCCUGAUGGGAUCCUUUCAGAACACCUAAAGGCCUUUCAGACUCUCUACAGAGAACACUGUGAAGCCAUACUGGAUGUGAUGGUCAACCUUCAAUUUACUCUUGUGGAAACACUGUGGAAAUCCUUCUGGAGGUUCAGCCAGAGCAGUGACACAGAAUCCCUCAACCUACACCAUGAGUCUGAGAAGCGUCUGCCCAAAUCUUGCCUGGUGGUUCUGUGUAAGUUUGAGCCUGUGCUGCAGUGGACCAGAGAGUGUGACAACCUGCUCUACCAGACUCUGGUGGAGAUCCUCAUCCCUGAUGUGCUGAGACCUAUCCCCAGUGCCUUAACCCAGGCCAUACGUAACUUUGCCAAAAGUCUGGAGAGUUGGCUGUCAGGUGGCAUGAUGAACAUCCCAGAGGAGAUGGUUCGCAUUAAGGUGGUGUGUGUAAGCGCCUUCUCUCAGACGCUGCGCCGCUACACCAGCCUGAACCACCUGGCCCAAGCAGCACGCGCCGUCCUCCAGAACUCUGCCCAGAUCAACCAGAUGCUUUCAGACCUCAACCGAGUGGAUUUCACUAACGUACAGGAGCAGGCCUCCUGGGUGUGUCAGUGUGAAGACAGUGUAGUACAGAGGAUAGAGCUGGACUUCAAAACGACUCUGCAGCAGCAGAACUCUCUGGAGCAGUGGGCCACCUGGCUUGAUGGGGUCGUCACUAAGGCCCUAAAACCCUACGAGCAAAACCCCGCCUCUCUACCAAAGGCUGCCAAGAUCUUCCUGCUCAACUGGUCCUUCUAUAGUUCUAUGGUAAUCAGGGACUUGACUCUGCGUAGUGCUGCCAGUUUUGGCUCCUUUCACCUGAUCCGCUUGCUAUAUGAUGAGUAUAUGUACUACCUGAUAGAACACAGGGUGGCCCAGGCUAAAGGAGUCACCCCCAUCGCUGUCAUGGGAGAAUUUGCAAGCACAAUCAAGAGUCGAAACUCUGCAGACCUGGACAAAGAAGAAGAAGAGGACGAUGAUGAAGAAGAGAGCGAGGAUGAGACCGGAGACCUGGUGCUGCAGUCCAGCUCUCUGAGUGCAGUCGACGAGGAGAAGGAGCCGAUGGAGCCACCUGCAAAGCAGCCCAGGACGAGUUUAAGUCUGCACACUCUGACUGAGGGCACACCUCUUUAAAUACUCACUUUAUAAUCUUCAUACACACACACAUGCAUACACUUCACAUAAUCAUGUGCUCUAAGUUUAACAUCAUGUCAUCCCAUCCUGUCGACCCGUGUCCACUUCUCGUUUGCCAACAGACAAUGUUUUUCUGUGUGGUGGUGUGGUGUGUGUAAUCAUACAUGUAUGUGAAAGUGUGAACAUUUUCCAACUUCUUUUCCUCUGCAUUUGUGCUGCCAUUAUUUUUUCCUUUCUGCCUUCACUCUUCUUGUGCCCUGUGCCUUCCCUGUCCAUCCAGUGUCAGUAGCCACUCCUGUCCAGCCUCAGCUCUACUUUAUACAGUAUGGAUAUAUUCUUGAUUUCCCCUUGCCCCGCCUUAAUCAAUGACCUGAGGGCUGAAGAGAGAGGUUCUCCACUUUGCCCUCUAUAUCACUCAUUUUGCCGUUUAAAGCAAUGACUAUGCAGGGAAGCUGGACUUUAGUGAAUGGUACUUUCUAAACUAUACUUUUUUUUUUACCAUCAGAGUAGCAUCUGGAAUGAUACUGCAUCAUGUUGUUGGCAUGUGGAUGUUAAUUGAAAGGAAUUAGCCAUAUUUUUUAUUUUUUUCACAUAUUCAUUUGGCCAUUUGACUGAUUACCCUGUGCCUUUGAGAGAUUACUAGUCUGGGAAAAAACUGUAUUCUAUAUAUUAUGUAUUGGUGGAUUAAUAAAUGAUGGUCCUGUGGAAUAGUCUCGGUGUCGUCAUGGCGUUUAAAAAAAAAAAAACCUGAGAUAGUGACUGUAAAGCCUAGUUGUGGUGAUUCUUCCCAGUUUGUCGUUUCUCAUUCAUCCACCUUUUUUUCAUCUUUUCAUCAUCCAUCCAUUCAAGCCCAAAUCUCUCUUGACAAACAUCUCACACACACCUUCUGAGAUGCAGUGUGAUCGAAAUGGCCAAAAGACGAGGCCAAAGCUUUUCCCACCCUAUCAGCAGCGUCUGAUGCACUGUAUCCACGGCAACCAGUUGUUGCAACAGCUAGGAGCACACGCUGCAGGGCUCUCAAAGUUUUUGUAGUGCAAAAGUAAAUGUUUAUUUUCUUGAUAUCAAUGUUAAAUAUUUUGUGGAUAAAUAUAUAUUAUGUACCUUUUGUCAAAACAGUCGUACAGCCACACUAUUUGUAUGUUGUUGAACCAUUAUUGCCUUAAGAAAACGUGUGUCCAACAUCCAGAUUAUUGAGCUAUAUUUUUAUUGUGAUGACAAUGGACCAAGCAUGGGAACAUGGCGACUUUAAAUAUAUUAGCAAAUGUUAAUCUAACAAAGAGUAUGACUUUAUGACAGAAAAGGAAAAAAAGAUCAUUAUAGUUUUUAGUGGGAUGACCUGCAGGAUGCUCCGACAACCCAGAUCCCACCAAAGAUGCUAAAAAGUAAACAAAGUAAUUAGCAUUUAUUUAUAUGUUGAGGAAGGCAGGCUAAGACAUGAAAUAUAAAACCAACUGGGUAAAAUGUGUGGCAUUGAUUUUGUCCUUAGCAGGAGCUUCUGAACCUUUUUAUAAAUGAGCUCCUCGUUUGUGUUAUUACACCUUUGUACUCUAUUCUGUGAUUAACGUUUGUAGCUUUAUUGUCUCUGCUGACUAAAAGGACGUGAUUGCUUUCAAAA
This is a messenger RNA of Labrus mixtus (cuckoo wrasse), 4278 nucleotides long. It is a transcript of the gene rfx1b, whose product is annotated as regulatory factor X, 1b (influences HLA class II expression). NCBI's taxonomy places the organism in Eukaryota, Metazoa, Chordata, Actinopteri, Labriformes, Labridae. The coding region runs from base 159 to 2663 and encodes 834 amino acids. The record is from RefSeq and is a predicted model, not a curated record. Gene Ontology annotation, biological process: regulation of transcription by RNA polymerase II. Gene Ontology annotation, cellular component: nucleus. The transcript is spliced from 18 exons. Gene Ontology annotation, molecular function: RNA polymerase II cis-regulatory region sequence-specific DNA binding; DNA-binding transcription factor activity, RNA polymerase II-specific.